Molecule: messenger RNA, 2025 nt
Organism: Talaromyces stipitatus ATCC 10500
Lineage: Eukaryota; Fungi; Ascomycota; Eurotiomycetes; Eurotiales; Trichocomaceae
Product: C2H2 finger domain protein, putative
Exons: 3
Coding region: 1-1419 (472 amino acids)
Cellular component (GO): nucleus
Molecular function (GO): DNA binding
Source: RefSeq, a predicted model, not a curated record
AUGGGUAAGAAGAAGCGCGGUCAUCCGGAUCUCGAAGAAUUACUCGCCCGACCUUGGUGCUACUACUGCGAACGGGAUUUCGACGAUCUGAAAAUCCUAAUAUCGCAUCAGAAAGCGAAACAUUUCAAGUGUGAACGAUGUGGGCGAAGAUUGAAUACCGCUGGAGGUCUUUCGGUUCACAUGAGCCAAGUCCACAAAGAACAGCUAAGUGAAGUCGACAAUGCUUUACCCAACAGAUCAAGUCUUGAUAUCGAGAUCUUUGGCAUGGAAGGUGUCCCUGAAGACGUCAUCCAAGCUCACAACCAGCGUGUCCUCGCACAAUUUCAGCAAGCUGAAGCUGAGCGCCGUGCAGCUACGGGAAAUCCUCCACCGGGAGUUACGAAAGAUGGUGGUGCAGCGAAGAAACCAAAACUGGAGAUUUCGGAUUUGAAGAAGCGUUUGGCGGAGCACAAGGCGAAACUGGCUACUGACGGUAAGCCUUCGGAGGCAAGUAGUGGUUCAGUCACACCUGUUGGAGCUGGACAGAGCGCAAGUCAAAGUUCUAGUCAUACUCCAAGUGGUUUUCAGAGUCAGACUUAUCAAACCCCCCCUGUUCAACAAUCCGCGCCCAGUGUUCCAGUACCCAAUCAAUAUCCUUAUCCUGCAGCACCCUACGGUACCGUUAAUCCUCCUUAUCAACAUACUCAGAGCCCUGUGUAUCCAAACUUCCCGCCGAAUGGGCAACAGGUACCACCAACCCCACAGCCAUAUGGCGCUCCACCCUAUGCUUCUCCGCCCCAGUUUCAACCUGGACAAACACCAUACGCAGCAACUACUCCAUCAACUCAUCCAUAUGUACAACAGCAACAGCAACCCGCAAGGACACACACGCCUCCCCAUAACCUACCACAAUUUCCUCCCCGUCAAGGCAGUCUUCCCACCGCGCCUGGUCUUCCGCAGCGGCCAUCCUUCAGUGGCACGCCAGCGAUCGCGCAUCCAUUACCUCCAAUGCAGCAUCCACUUCCUGGUAUGCCCUCUCCCUCUAUUCCUCAAGGAUAUGGCCAAUAUUCUCCACCACAAACCACUACACCAGCCGUAUCUAUCGCACAACUAUCGACAUCAGUUGACGAAUUAAUAUCCGGAGCUGCUAAAACAGCAGAAACUGCACAAAGUCAGGGAACACCGGCACCAACAACUGAAAAGCAGCCAUCUACACCAGCGGAGGAAAAGAAAGGGAAAAAGGAAAAGGACAAGUCAAAGACAAGGUUGGUGUAUUCCGACAACGAGACAAGCCCCGAGGAAAAAAUGGCAAGUUUGCCGAGAUAUGCGUACUCUCCUCCUCAUCUAGCGGGGAGGGAGACUGUUCUUAGCGAUGCUACUGUUCCAGCAGUUGCCCGUCCAACGACGAAUUCUGACGAUGUUCUUGAUGCUUCUGGUUAAGGAACGCCCUCUCUCCAAGAAGACGCAAAACCCGGACGCAAACUAUAACUAGUGGGUCGUUCUUGGACAAAACAAGCUAAGUUCGACAUCACUAUAUCAAAUAAGUACCACCUUUGUUUGAAGAGAAACAAAAGCACACUUCUUUUUCCCUGAUGUGUUUUAGCAUGGCACAACAAGUGCUGGACUCGAAAGUCUCGGAAGUCCCACACGUAUCAAAUAUACAAUCGUUGGCCAGAACGCGAGAAUUGCACAAAACGUGACUUCCAUUUCUCGACACACAUUUCAUACCCUUUUACGGUCAUCUGUCGGUGAGUAGGGGUUAUACUUUGCCUCUUCCUUCGCAAAGCUGAUUGAUGAAUAUCAUCCUAUUCGUUGCCUUCAUCCCUUGUUAUACUCUCAGCGUGUUCAUGCGGGUGUCUCUAAUUUACAAAACUCGUCAUCCACGUUGAGCUCAUACGAUUACGAGUGAGGCUUUUUCGUUUACCGGUGUAUCGUGCGUACUAAAGGUUGGUUCCAUGUUCUUGACCUGAAAGGUAGGCACGUCCUUUCAUCUAUUAAAAGCGUCCUGUUCUAGAUUAAUACAUAUGAUCGUUUUUCUGUCUUUGA